Messenger RNA from Aphanomyces invadans, 3278 nucleotides. RefSeq lists its product as hypothetical. Lineage: Eukaryota; Oomycota; Saprolegniomycetes; Saprolegniales; Verrucalvaceae. Gene Ontology annotation, biological process: double-strand break repair via homologous recombination. The transcript has 18 exons. The record is from RefSeq and is a predicted model, not a curated record. Gene Ontology annotation, molecular function: ATP hydrolysis activity; ATP binding. The coding region runs from base 15 to 3173 and encodes 1052 amino acids. Gene Ontology annotation, cellular component: Smc5-Smc6 complex.
CUGCGCCAAGACUUAUGAUGGGUGAAAUGGCGCCAAGUCGCAACCAAGAGUACGUCGACGGCUCCAUCUACCGCAUCCGACUCCAUAACUUUCUGACGUACGCGGAUGCCGAACUCUUCCCUGGACCUCGAUUGAACCUCGUGAUUGGCCCCAAUGGCACGGGAAAAUCCUCGAUUGUUUGUGCACUCUGUGUCGGACUUGGUGGGUCGACAAAGGUUCUUGGGCGCGCCGACAAGAUGGGCGACUUCGUUCAACACGAAAAAGAAUCAGGGUUCACUGAAAUAGAGUUGUACUUUGCGAGAAAGAACGUUGUGAUCCGCCGCAACAUCUUUCGCGACAACAGGUCAACAUGGCACAUCGACAACAAGGAAUCGACGCUAAACAAAGUCAAGGAAGUACUUUCCAAGGCCAAGAUUCAAAUUGAUAACUUGUGCCAGUUUCUUCCACAAGACAAAGUUGGCGACUUUUCGCGUAUGACCCCAACGCAACUCUUGAAGGCAACCCAAGCAGCGAUCGGAAAUGGAGAGUUGGCUGGCCAACAAGAAGAAAUUUUAAAGAUGGAAAAGGAGAACAGCACCAGCAGUCACGACUUGGUUGCAGCCAGGGCACGAUUGGAGACAAUGCGAUCCGAAAACUUGCAGCGUCAACGAGAUGUCGAGCGUAUUCGAGAGCAGGAAGCUCGACGUAUUGAAUUGGCAAACCUCAAAAACAAAUUGAUGUGGGUGGAGUACGAAGAACAGCGGAGCAGGGUUGACAAGCUCCGGCGUCGAAAAGCCAAGUUAAAGAAACGACUAGAGGCUGCAAAGAAUGCUCAACUGGAACCAUUAAAACUUGUUUUGGAACAAGAAAGGGGGGCUGUCAGAAAGAUUCGAGCGAGCAAAAAAGACGUCGCUGACGAAAAAGAUCGUGUCAUCAAUUCCUUGGGAACAAUCAAACAGCAGAUCGAACGAGCAGAACUUGACGAGACGGCAACCCAAGCAGAAAUUCAGUCGUUGCACGAGAAUCAACGCCUAAUGAAGCAACGCCUCGAUCGUGAACGACUCAAAGAAGAACAGCUGCGUGAGGAAUUGUCGCAAUUGCCUGAUGACGCUGGACUCCGCGAAGAAAUGGUGAAUCUGCAGCAAAAGUUCGAGGCAAUCAACACCGAAAUAUUUGACCUUACAAGCUCGCGGGAUAACGUCAAGCGAGAGCAUGAUCGCCUUACAAGUGACUUGCAUCGAAUCAACGACCGACUCGCGAAGCUAGAUAAUGAAAAGUUGCAACGCCAAAGGAUCUUGGCCAGCCAAGACCGAGACUGCAUGCGUGCGUACGAUUGGGUGCAGCAAAACACGUCCAGGUUUCAGCGCAAAGUGUGGGGCCCCAUUGCACUUGAGAUCCACGUUAAUGACAAGCUCCAAGCAAAGUUCCUUGAGGACACGCUGCAGAAUUACGUCCUGACGUCGUUCGUGGUCGAGUGCCGGGAGGAUUAUGACACGAUGCUGAGUGCGCUGAACGAAGGAAGUCAGCGUCUCGGAGUGAACGUGCUGCAGCUUGACGAAGGUCGCAUCAAGGCAUUUCAACGACCAUAUUCGCCCAGUCAAUUCCAGACUCUUCAAGAUGAACUUGGCAUAACGUGCUACCUGGACGAGCUUAUCAGAGCGCCUGAAGUCAUUCAUCAAAUCCUUCGCGAUCACGGUGGUGUUCACACGAUGCUUGUUGGGACGCAGUUGACAGAAGACUUGAUUAAUCGAGGGGUUGACGUGUUUUCUCAAUUAACCGCGAUGAACGAGAAAGCAGCGUUGCUUACACCAUCCAAGAAAUACGUGGCUUCAGUGUCCAAGUACGGCAACAAAACCACAACAACAAGGUCGAACGACAUUCGAGACUCACGGUUCUUGGCCGUGUCGUCAGAUCAUCAAGCACAUCGUGAGAGAUUACUGCAGGAGAAACAAACCAAACAAAUUGAAAUCCACGCCUGUCAAGAAAAGAUUAACUCCGUGAAAGCUCGUGAACAGUUUUUGCUCGAGUCAAAACACACAGCAAAUAGUCGCCAGGUCGAACUUCGAGAACAACUCCGCAGCCGUCAGAAAUUGAUGGAAUUCAUAAGUGAUCGCCGAAAAAAGAUUCGAGCGUUGGAAGCCGACGCGACUAAGGAUGUGUCGGAUAUUGAAGAGGCUUUCAAUCGAAAAUUAAUCAAUGUGAUGACGAAGCAUGUCAAACAGCUGUUGGGUAGCCGCGAAAUGCUCAUGCAGUUGCUGAAGGGAGUUCGACCGAAUGAAGUGGUGUGCAACUUGAACAGCACCACGACAGAGCAACGUGUAGCUAUCACUCACCGUUACCUGAGUGAAAAUGAAGCAGAACUCCAACAAUUGAAGGACGACUACGAACAAGUAAAGCAAACGCUGGUUCAGGAUGGAAAGCACGCCGUGCUACUAAAGGAACGCGCUGAGCGGGCAGCACCCCGUGCACAGAACGAAACAAACUUCGACACGCUACCAGAUACUGCAGUGGAACUGAACGCCCAAAUCGACAACAUCACGGCGGCCCUUGCCCACUUCCGUGGAGACUUGCGUGUCUUGGAUACUUAUGAACAAGUGCAAAAGGAAAUUGAAGACGAAGAAGUCAAGUUGGAUCGCAUGGAGUCAAAUUUCGCGACGCUUCAGGACCGUAUCAAUGCCAUCAAGAAUCCGUGGUACGCUAAGCUGACAGAGGUUGUGAGCAAGAUCAACAUAUCGUUUGCACAAUACUUUAAAGACAUUGGAUGUGUGGGCGAAAUCCACUUGAACGAAGAUGGGGAUAUUUCAAAAUGGGGCAUUGAACGACGAGCACAAUUUCGGAUGACAGGCAAGCUCACGAACAUGACAGCCGAAGAGCAGUCAGGGGGGGAAAAAUCCGUGGGGACAAUUAUGUACUUGAUGGCGCUACAGAAUUUGACAAAUUGCCCUUUUCGCGUGGUCGACGAAAUCAACCAAGGCAUGGACAUUCACAACGAACGAAAGGUGUUCUCCCGCAUCACCAAAUCAUCGUGUGGAAGUCGACUGCCUCAGUAUUUCCUGAUCACCCCCAAGCUAAUCACUGGCCUUGAUUACCAUCCCGACACGAAGGUGUUGAUUAUUCUCAACGGACCGUACAACAUCGACCAGACGUCAUGGAACACCGACGACUUUGUGGGCAAACGUCAGAAGUUCCUCUAAGCUUGCACAUUGGCCUGUAAUCCCGUUUGGCUGGGAGUUCAGAGUCUUCGAAUGCCACAUGUCUAACGUACGUUAAAGUUCCCGCUUGCUGCGCUUGCUCUUGAC